CUCCACCCUGGCGCACACACUCCACACUCACACAGAUAGACUGCAAAUCCGCUGCCUCCUUCCCUCCCCAACCCUGCUUCUCUCAGCAUUUCUUUCCCCGCCUCCCUCUCCUAUUCAAAUUUUCCAGCCCACAGCUGAAACUGACUUCCGCAAUCCUGAUGGAAUAAAUCCAGCACCCCUAGUCAUCCGCCCACAUAGCCACACUCCCCAGCGAACGGAGCCCAGAGUACAGAUCCCUAUCAGAAGGAUGUGGGGGCUCGAGGUUCUUCUGCUGCUGCCCAUGGCAAGCUUUGCUCUAUAUCCUGAGGAGAUACUGGACACCCAAUGGGAGCUAUGGAAGAAGACCUACGGGAAGCAGUAUAACAGCAAGGUGGAUGAAAUCUCUCGGCGUUUAAUUUGGGAAAAAAACUUGAAGCAUAUUUCCAUCCAUAAUCUUGAGGCCUCUCUUGGUGUCCAUACAUAUGAACUGGCCAUGAACCACUUGGGGGACAUGACCAGUGAAGAGGUGGUUCAGAAGAUGACCGGACUCAAAGUACCCCCCUCUCAUUCCCACAGUAAUGAUACCUUCUAUAUCCCAGACUGGGAAAGCAGAGCUCCAGACUCCAUUGACUAUCGAAAGAAAGGAUAUGUUACUCCUGUCAAGAACCAGGGUCAGUGUGGUUCCUGUUGGGCUUUUAGCUCUGUGGGUGCCCUGGAGGGCCAACUCAAGAAGAAAACUGGCAAACUCUUAAAUCUGAGUCCGCAGAACCUGGUGGACUGUGUUUCUGAGAAUGAUGGCUGCGGAGGGGGCUACAUGACCAAUGCCUUCCAGUAUGUGCAGAAGAACCGGGGCAUUGACUCUGAAGAUGCCUACCCAUAUGUGGGACAGGAUGAAAGUUGUAUGUACAACCCAACAGGCAAGGCUGCUAAGUGCAGAGGGUACAGAGAGAUCCCUGUGGGGAAUGAGAAGGCCCUGAAGAGGGCAGUGGCCCGAGUGGGACCCGUCUCUGUGGCCAUCGAUGCAAGCCUGACCUCCUUUCAGUUUUACAGCAAAGGUGUGUACUAUGAUGAAAACUGUAAUAGCGAUAAUCUGAACCAUGCGGUGUUGGCAGUGGGCUAUGGCAUCCAGAAAGGAAACAAGCACUGGAUCAUUAAAAACAGCUGGGGAGAAAACUGGGGAAACAAAGGCUAUAUCCUCAUGGCUCGGAAUAAGAACAACGCUUGUGGCAUUGCCAACCUGGCCAGCUUCCCCAAGAUGUGACUUCAGCCAGCCAACCUCAUCCUGCUUCUCCAUUCCUUCCACGAUGGUGCGACAUACUAAUGUACUUUGCAAGGGAGUCGGUGUGCUUUUCUUGAAGCAGAUGUAGCAAUGUAGAGAUUGUCCAUUCAAUUUCCCCACUUGUGCUUCAAGUGACACCCCUACUACUUUCCUUCUCUCCACCCAAGGCCUUUAUUUUUCACUGUGGCCGCAGUAGGAAUUUCCCUAACAGGUGUGCAUUCUUAGGCUAGGAGGUGUGACACAGCCUGUGGACUGUUGUCCUGUGGACUAUUGUCCUGCGGACUGUUGUCCUGGGGGCUGAUGCUGUGCAAAAUCAGAGGCUAGAGAUCUUCAGGUAGAUUCUCAUUCACAGUGACUAGUUAGCUUUAACCACCUAGAGGAAUAAGGUGACCUGACCUCUCAGUCUCCAAGUUCACUUCUUCUAUAUCCUGAAGAUAGAAAUUUCUAUGUUUUCCAUCCCAGUUCAUAAAUCUGUUCAUAGAUCUUUGGUACAAGUUUAUUUGAUACAAGAAAUGUGUUUUCUUUUUCCUUCUUUGCAUUUUUAAAGUAAACCAAGUAUUUAUCUCUUGUCUCUAAUUUAAUAAAUACCUAUUUAGUAAACA
Molecule: messenger RNA, 1860 nt
Organism: Neomonachus schauinslandi (Hawaiian monk seal)
Lineage: Eukaryota; Metazoa; Chordata; Mammalia; Carnivora; Phocidae
Gene: CTSK
Product: cathepsin K
Exons: 8
Coding region: 248-1240 (330 amino acids)
Biological process (GO): immune response
Cellular component (GO): lysosome
Molecular function (GO): cysteine-type endopeptidase activity
Source: RefSeq, a predicted model, not a curated record